AUGAAUUGUUCAAUUAGAAAUCAGUUAUUCUUCAUCUGCUUAUAUCUAUCUAUUAAUCAAAUUACUAGAACAUUUCAUCACGUCGCAUAUGAUUUAUCAACGAACAGAUCAACCGAUCAGUCAAUCGACAACAUAAAGUUGGAUGAAAUUUGGUUUAUAUGGAAAACAAAAUUUAAUAAAAGUUAUGAUAGAAAAGUUCAAAAGAAGAGAAAAACUAGAGGACAAAAUAAAGAAGGCAUACUAGUAGAAUGGAAUAGCGAAACAGAGGAAGACUAUCGUCGUGAAAUAUGGAAUUCUAAUAUUCAUCGCAUACUUUUGCAUAACCUACGUUAUGACCUUGGUCUUGUCACCUACACAUUAGGGUUAAAUCAAUUUAGUGAUUUAACUUGGACAGAAUUCUCUCUGAUUCAUUUACCAGCAUUAAUGCCUAAAAAUAUGCAUAAAUCGAUUAAUUCAUUAAAGUUAAUAAAACCUAUGAAUAAAACUAACUACCGAUAUGCACCAGAUAGUUUCAAUUGGAAGGAUAAAGGAGUUGUAACUGAUGUUAAAAAUCAAGGAGACUGUGGUUGUGGUUGGGCGUUUGCAUCAGUCGGAGCAUUAGAAGGACAAAUGAAUCGUGCCUCAAUUCCAGUUCAAAGCUUAUCUGCUCAGCAACUUAUUGACUGCAGUAUGGAUUAUGGAAAUUUCGGUUGUAUAGCUGGGCUAAUGACUUAUGCAUAUGAUUAUAUAUCGGAUAAUGGCAUUGAAAGUGAAAGGAAUUAUCCUUUUGUAGGUGAGGAAUUACCGUGUCAACAUAUUGGGAAUAGUUCAGUAAUACGGUCAAGAUCAUAUUUUAUUAUCCCAGAAGGUGAAGAAAUAACGUUGAAAUAUAGUUUAUAUGAUCGUGGUCCAUUUGCUGGGGCUAUAAGCUUCGCACCUGACUUUAUUUUUUACAAAAAAGGCGUAUACCAAUCAGACGAUUGCUCAUCAGUCGAUGUUAUGCAUGGUAUUUUAAUCAUUGGUUACGGUUAUGAAGAUAAAGAAGAAUACUGGCUAUUAAAAAAUAGUUGGGGUAAAUCAUGGGGUGAAAAUGGUUAUGCUAAAAUUAAGCGUAAUGAUCAUAAUAUGUGCGGUAUAGCGACAAUGGCGAUUAUUCCAACACUUUAA
Trichobilharzia szidati is the source of this 1146-nucleotide messenger RNA. NCBI's taxonomy places the organism in Eukaryota, Metazoa, Platyhelminthes, Trematoda, Strigeidida, Schistosomatidae. The record is from the annotation of a GenBank genome assembly.